GGGUUGUCAAGAAUGCCUUAGAACUGUGAAAACAGCCAGCCCAGAUCAGGGAGUUGUAGAUGCUGAGCCUCCCACCAGCCACAAGCCAGUCACAUCACCAAGUGUGUGUGUGAAAGAGAGAGCGAGAGAGUGUGAGGGAAGUGUGUACAGUGGAGCGGCGGAGCAACCUUGGAGCACACACACACACACACACACAGACAGACAGACAGGGAGACACGCGGCCACAGGAAGUCGUCCUUCCUCACCCGUUGGACUGAGGAGAGACAGGCGUCAAGCUGACAGACCCAGACAGACCCAGACAGACUCCUGAGGUGGAUGUGCAGGAAGAGGAUGUGCAUCUAAAAGCCAGUCUUCUGAAGAGGAUACCUCCACAACAGCGACGCGCACAGACAGCUCUCUAAAGGGACAACCUCCCAACAUCUCAACCAAGAGCUUGACUCGAGGGCUGUGUGACUUGAAGUCUGUACAGUGUGUGCGGGUGUGGAGAGUGUGUGUCCCCUGUCAUGGAUCAGCCGGCCAGCAGCUGCAUGCGCAGCUCCCACCCCGGCAGCCCAAUCUGGGGGUGCGUGAGGAACCCUCACUCGGGGGUCCCCGGCGCGGGCCUCCAGACCCCCUACCAGCAGACCUCCUUCUCCCUGCACCAGAAGCCCGAGUUCCUGGCCUAUACGGACUUCUCCACCUCCUGCCUGGUGCCGGCGCCCCAUGCCGCCUACCCUCGUGACGACAGACUCUACCAGGAGCCUCACGGAGGGGGUUUCCAGCACGCCGACUGGCAGUUCCCCAUCUGCGAGGCGCGGGGCAGGGGGCAGGAGGCCUGUCCGGCCGGCCCCGUGGCUGUGGGGGGCGUAGGGGGGGAGAUGGACAGCGUGGGGGGCGACAGGCUGCCAGGGGCAGCGCCCGGGGGUCUGGAGGGGGAGUACUCGCCGCAGAGCGUGGCGUCGUCAGCCGAGACAGAGAAGAAGAACUCCAAGAGGAAGAGGGACACGACAGACAUCCAGGACUCCAGCUUCAAGGUCGACUCGAACUGCAAAGCGAGGAAGGAGCGCACGGCGUUUACCAAAGAGCAGCUCCGGGAGCUGGAGGCAGAGUUCACCCACCACAACUAUCUGACCAGGCUGCGGCGGUACGAGAUAGCAGUCAACCUGGAUCUCACAGAGAGACAGGUGAAAGUGUGGUUCCAGAACAGAAGGAUGAAGUGGAAGAGAGUGAAAGGAGGACAACCAGCUUCCCCUAAUGACCUGGAGACGGACGACGUAGACUCGGCAGCGUCGCCCAGCUCGGAGUGAUCUGGAGCCCAGGCAUGCCCACCUCAACUGGACAUCAACCCCUCACCUCUCUGGGCAGUUAGCCAACAGGAACAGAGCAUUUCUAAAGGACUCUUCCCCCCCCCCCCCCCCAGUCACCUCUGGACGAAUCUCUUUGUGUCUCUUAUUGUAAAUACUGAAGUGGCCGUUCAGUCAAAAUUAAAUGUCUUUUACAUUCAAAGUAUUUUGUGUAAAUUCAAUUGCAGGAUGUUAGACUGAGUUGGAGAGGAGUGAAAACAAUCAUAACAUUUAAAUGUUUCAGGGCAGAGAGUAGUGAUAGCUUUUAGAUUUGUGAUAACAUGUCAGGUUUGUGAUUUUAUUGUGUUUGAGAACAUCUUCGCAGAUGGCAUAUAGUAAUCAUGGCCUUUGACGCUUGACUAAAACCACCUGCAAAAUUCAAACCGUUUCAGUAUUGCCAAACCAUAAGUGCCUCGAGAUCAGAUUUUUUUUAAGGUUGUGCUGUCAGGUUUUCCUUGAAUAUACUUUUCCUGUCAAACAAGUUUUUUUGUACUUUUCUUUUCUAUGUUUGAAAGAUAUUGAUAAUACACAGAUGUUGCUUCUUGGAAUCUGCAAAAGAAUAAA
This is a messenger RNA of Hypomesus transpacificus, 1886 nucleotides long. RefSeq names its product mesenchyme homeobox 1 (gene meox1). NCBI's taxonomy places the organism in Eukaryota, Metazoa, Chordata, Actinopteri, Osmeriformes, Osmeridae. The record is from RefSeq and is a predicted model, not a curated record. Gene Ontology annotation, cellular component: nucleus. The transcript is spliced from 3 exons. Bases 504 to 1286 code for a protein of 260 amino acids. Gene Ontology annotation, biological process: positive regulation of transcription by RNA polymerase II. Gene Ontology annotation, molecular function: RNA polymerase II cis-regulatory region sequence-specific DNA binding; DNA-binding transcription factor activity, RNA polymerase II-specific.